AUGUCUCUGAACCAGAUGCAGAUCAAGCAGGAGCUGCAGCUCCCCCCCGGCUUGGGUAAAACCACCGCAAAACAGAGCCCGGAGCAUCCCCAAAUCCCAGAACCGGGAAAAGGGGAAGCUGCGGGGGCUGCGGUGCCCCAGGGCCCGCCCCAGGAGCAGCAAACCCAAUUCCCUCCGGCAUUCCCGAACCCCGAGCCUGCUCCGCGCCUGGAAGAGAAAUCCUGCCCGGAACCGACGCUGGAAAAGCAGGAGGCCAAGGAGAUCCCGGUUCCCGUUCCCGUUCCCUGCUCCGAGGCUGCUGUGUGCGCCCAGGAGAAGCAGCAGGUCCAGGAAAUCCCGGUGUCCAUCCCAGAAAAGCAGGAAUGCAAGGAAAUCCCGGUGUCCAUCCCUGAUCCACACCCUGACCCUGUUCCGUGCUCCCAGGAGAAGCAGCAGUGCCAGGAAAUCCCAGUUUCCACCCAGGAAAUCCCGGUGUCCAUCCCAGAAAAGCAGGAAUGCAAGGAAAUCCCGGUGUCCAUCCCAGAAAAGCAGGAAUGCAAGGAAAUCCCGGUGUCCAUCCCUGAUCCACACCCUGACCCUGUUCCGUGCUCCCAGGAGAAGCAGCAGUGCCAGGAAAUCCCAGUUUCCACCCCUGACCCUGUCCCGUGUGCCCAGGAAAAGCAGGAAUGCAAGGAAAUCCCGGUGUCCAUCCCAGAAAAGCAGGAAUGCAAGGACGCCCCUGUCCCCAUCCCAGUUUCCAUCCCUGAGCCCACUCCAUGUGCCCAGGAAAAACAGGAAUGCCAGGAAAUCCCAAUCCCGGUGCCCACCCCGGAGCAGCGCUCCCUUCCCGAGAAAUUCCCUCCCCUGGAGCAGCAGCUGGAGCAGCCCGGCCCGUGGCAGAAAUAG
This is a messenger RNA of Pyrgilauda ruficollis (rufous-necked snowfinch), 885 nucleotides long. RefSeq names its product keratinocyte proline-rich protein-like. The coding region runs from base 1 to 885 and encodes 294 amino acids. The transcript has 2 exons. NCBI's taxonomy places the organism in Eukaryota, Metazoa, Chordata, Aves, Passeriformes, Passeridae. The record is from RefSeq and is a predicted model, not a curated record.